AUGCCACAGCCGGUGCUGAACCUGGAGCUAAGCGCAGCAAGCAAAGAUGGAGUGGCUCAGAGAGGCGAGGAGACCAAGUUCGACCACGUGAUGGCUCUCCAAGAAGAGUCCGUGCAGAUCACGUUCCUUCUGCCAGACGACUCAACCAUCGCAAGCGAGUUUAAGAAAGGCCAGACCAUAGCUGUGCUGAAGGUCUUCCUCGAAGACGAGUACGAUUUUAAGCAACAGGAAACGCAAUUAUGUCUGGAUGGCAACGUACUUUUGGACCCUUUCUCCUUGACAGACUUCCCAUGCGUCCUGGAGGCAUCAGCAAUCGAAAUUCAAGUGCGACGUACUAAAGCGGAAGCCAAGAGUAGAAAGUGA
Molecule: messenger RNA, 363 nt
Organism: Phytophthora infestans T30-4
Lineage: Eukaryota; Oomycota; Peronosporomycetes; Peronosporales; Peronosporaceae
Exons: 4
Coding region: 1-363 (120 amino acids)
Molecular function (GO): protein binding
Source: RefSeq, a predicted model, not a curated record